Amblyraja radiata (thorny skate) is the source of this 2690-nucleotide messenger RNA. Its product is annotated as leukocyte elastase inhibitor-like. The record is from RefSeq and is a predicted model, not a curated record. Gene Ontology annotation, molecular function: serine-type endopeptidase inhibitor activity. Bases 58 to 1269 code for a protein of 403 amino acids. Gene Ontology annotation, biological process: negative regulation of endopeptidase activity. The transcript has 8 exons. NCBI's taxonomy places the organism in Eukaryota, Metazoa, Chordata, Chondrichthyes, Rajiformes, Rajidae.
AGUUGCAGGCUGCAUCUGAUGCUUCCUGCCGCUUGAGGGGUCAACCAACCAUCCAUCAUGGCAUCUAAGCAGAUGGGUCAGUGUCAACAAUCUGUAACGGACCAAUUGGCUGACGAUCUAAUCCAUUUGGAUCCUUUGGUUACUGCAAAUAUACAGUUUGCUCUUGAUCUGUUCAAGCAUUUGGAUGAACAGAACAGAGUUGGCAACAUCUUUGUGUCUCCCUUUAGUAUAUCAGUGGCACUGGCCUUGGUAUAUCUGGGUGCGAAAGAGAAGACAGCCACUCAGAUGGCUCAGAUGCUUGGUUUUGAUGAAGUCAAAGACGUCCACUCGGAAUUUCAGAAACUGCAAACUGAAUUAAUCAACCCGAAUGCAAAGUAUUCCUUGAUGUUAGCCAAUCGCCUCUACGGGGAGAAGACCUACAAGUUCCUUCCAGAUUUUCUUGCAGCUUCUCUGAAACAUUAUCAAGCAGGGCUGGGAGCUGUUGACUUUCUUAAAGCAGCAGAGGCGGCUCGACAAGAGAUCAACAGUUGGACUGAAGAACAGACUGCAGGUAAAAUCCAAAAUGUAUUGGAGAAAGGUACUGUUGGCUCUGACACAAGGCUUGUCCUUGUGAAUGCCAUUUAUUUUAAGGCGAAAUGGAAAGACACAUUUAAGAAAAAAGAUUCGUUCACUGGACAAUUCAAGCUAAACCAGGUAAAGAAGAGUACAACCAAAGAUUUGGAAAUGAUGCAGCGAACUGGAAGUUUUCUUUACUUUCACAAUCGUGAAUUUGCGUUCAAGAUCAUUGAACUCCCAUAUGUUCAGGAUGAACUCAGUAUGAUCAUCUUACUGCCAGAUGACAACAAUGGACUUGAAACUCUUCAGAGGAGUUUCACUCUUAAUCGUCUGAGAAAUUGGACCAACCCAAAGAACAUGUCCUGGACAUCUGUUCGAGUCACUCUCCCCAAAUUCAAGCUGGAAGAGAAAUAUGAGCUUUCAUCAAUCCUCCCCAAUUUGGGGAUGGUGGAUGCUUUUGAUAGUAUGAAAGCCAACUUCUCUGGAAUGAGUGAGGGAAAAGAUCUGUCAGUGUCAAAAGUCAUUCAUCAGUCCUUUGUUGAAGUUGAUGAGGAAGGCACUGAAGCAGCUGCUGCAACAGCAGUCACCAUAGAACUGAGAUCUGGAAGGUUGUCAUAUCCUGAAGAAUUUAAGGCUGAUCAUCCAUUCCUGUUUUUCAUCCGCCACGCAAAGACACAGAGCAUUUUAUUUUAUGGAAGGCUAACCUCUCCUUAAAUGCAGUGCCUUGUCAGUUAAUUACUUUCAUAGCAAUUUUGUCAAUGUCUACAAUUGUAAGUUUGAGAGUAUGGUCAUUGGAACUUUUUUAUAAUCUGAAUCAUUGCCAAGGAAUUUAUUUGGAAAUUACAAUGUUCAUGGUGGUUGAGAGGUGGGGUAGAAUUUAGUCAAAUUUAUGGAUUGAUUUUUAUCUUCUUAACAUCCAUUGUAAUUUUAUCAUUGUGCUCUUAAUUGGUGAGGGAAUGGAAAUUAUAGACAAUAGACAAUAGGAGCAGGAGUAGGCCAUUCGGCCCUUCAGGCCUGCACAGCCAUUCAUUGAGAUCAUGGCUGAUCAUCCACAUUCAGUACCGCGUUCUUGCCUUUUCCCCAUAUCAUUUGACUCCACUAUCUUUAAGAGCUCUAUCUAACUCUCUCAUGAAACCAUCCAGAGAAUUGGCCUCCACUGCCUUCAGAGGCAGAGAAUUCCACAGAUUCACAACUCUCUGGGUGAAAAGAUUUGUCCUCAUCUCCGUUCAAAAUGGCCUACACCUUAGUCUUAAACUGUGGCCCCUGGUUCUGGACUCCCCCAACAUCGGGAACAUGUUUCCUGCCCCUAGCAUGUCCAAUCCCUUAAUAACCUUAUAUGUUUCAAUAAGAUCCCCUCUCAUCCAUCAAGUCCUUUUGUAAAAUGAGGGGCCUAUUGAAAAGAGAGGAGCUUGUCUCAUGCUAAAAAUGUGUAAUCCAUUAGUCUAGGACAUGAAAGUUACAAAUUUGCUAUCACCAACGUGCAAUAGAAAUGGACAAUGGGCUGAAGAACUUUGAACACCAUCCCACCUCGUUUAUCAGUACUCUUGCCAAAACAUCUAAAUGUGUCCACUUGGAGACACAGACCUAUAAAAACCACAGACACAGACCCCUACCUCCAUUAAAUAAUUAUGCCGUCUUGUUGAAAUUUUCAUUUGUGAAUCUGAACGGCUUUGUCUCAGAAUUUAAACAACUGGUAAAUAACUUGUUGAUUUCAAUCUAAUUUUUAUUUAACCAGUUUAGAUCCAUUUCCUCCAUCUUGGUAAUCUUAAGUGGUCUUCUAAAUUGAUCUUUUGUUCUCUUAUCUAUCUGGCCGGCUUUUGGGACACUUUGUUUCCAAGUGAAAAUAAAAUCAUUAAUGCAGAGCAUGUGAAGUGUAGUAAAUCGAAUUCAACAAAUAAACUGCAGGAAUGGGCAUUGGGAGUAGUGGAUUUAGCUGAGGAGACAACUUUAAUGCUAAAGCUGUUGGUAAAUCUAUGUUGGAAGCUGUAAUUUUCAUUUUCUACAAUGACCUUGAUACUGAAGUAAUUGUUCUCAAGUUUGUCAUAAUUGCCUUUCCAACAAUUGUCAAAACAAUGCUUUCAGCCGCCUUUAUGGCGUGUUUGCUGCAAAAAUAAAAGUUCAGAGCAAUUUGUUUA